AAUUAUUAAAAACAAAAUUAGUUCAACACAUACACACAAGUAAACUUCAAAAAUUACCGAACCCACCCUUUCAUUAAAAUCGAUCUUUUCACUUUCUCUGUUCCGUCACCAAACAAACUAGAUCAGGCUUUAAUUGUUCUUUAACUCUGUGAGAGUUCCUUGAUCUGCAAGCGUAUAUAUAUUUUCAUCAUUUUUUCUGAUUUUCUGAAGAGAAGUUAGGGAAUGCUGAAAAAUGCGUAUGAAGGUCCAGAAGUCUACUUCUGAUGUCCACUCUAAUUCUGCUUCUUUCCAACUCACCGUCUUUAUUCUCGAUGAGACUGGCCACUUCUUUGCCAGCUCAUCAGAUAUAUGUGCCACAAUCCGAAAUUACAUAAAGUGUGAGUCUUUGGUGCAUGAUUCGUGUAAAGACGGUUGAGCAGCUACGUUAGGGGAACUAUUACGAGUAUUACAUUAGUAAGAUACAGGAUAGGUUCUGUUUGUUUUCUGCUUUAAGAUAUAAUAUAUGAUGACUACGGAUAUUAAAGGGACUGUUUUGAUGGAAAGAUACGAGUUAGGAAGAUUACUCGGUCAAGGAACCUUUGCAAAGGUGUACUAUGCUAGGAAUACGAGAACAGGGCAAGGUGUAGCUAUUAAAGUAAUAGACAAAGAGAAGGUUAUAAGGGUCGGGCUUGUUAAUCAGAUCAAGAGAGAAAUAUCGAUUAUGAAACUAGUGAAACACCCUAACAUUUUACAGCUUUAUGAAGUCAUGGCCACCAAAACUAAAAUAUAUUUCGCCUUGGAAUAUGCCAAGGGCGGUGAGCUUUUUGACAAGGUGUCAAAGGGAAGACUAAAGGAAAACAUUGCUCGUAAAUAUUUCCAGCAGUUGAUCAGUGCCAUUGAUUUCUGCCAUAGCAGAGGGGUCUAUCAUCGAGAUUUGAAACCCGAGAACUUGCUUUUGGAUGAACACGACAAUCUGAAGGUUUCCGAUUUCGGUUUAAGUGCCCUUGCUGAAUCUAAGCGUCAGGAUGGCCUACUCCACACCACUUGUGGGACUCCUGCUUAUGUGGCACCUGAAGUGAUUAACAGGAAAGGCUAUGAUGGAGACAAGGCUGAUAUUUGGUCGUGUGGGGUGAUUUUGUAUGUUUUGUUAACUGGUUAUCUUCCGUUUCAUGAUUCAAAUUUGAUGGAAAUGUACAGAAAGAUAGGCAAAGCGGAAUUUAAAUGUCCAAAUUGGUUUCCACCAGAGGUAAAGCGGUUACUCAUAAGAAUGUUGGAACCUAAUCCCACCUAUAGAAUAACCAUUGCGAAAAUCAAGGAAAACACAUGGUUUAAAAAGGGAAUGAUUGUCAGAAAACCAAGAAACGAGACUGGAAGUAAGGAUUCUGAUAGAGCUUCAAGUUCUUCCGAGGAGAAGCAGGAAAUUAUGAGGCCGCCAAACUUGAAUGCGUUUGACAUUAUUGCCCUUUCUCCAGGAUUUGAUUUGACAGCGUUAUUUGAAGAACAUCAGCGAAAGAAAGAAGCAAGAUUUACUUCGUGGCGACCUGCAUCGGUUAUUAUCUCUAAGCUGGAAGAGAUUGCUAAACUUUUAAAAAUGAAGAUUAGUAAACGUGAAGCGGGAUUGUUGAAACUGGAGGCGACUAAAGAGGGUAGAAAAGGAAUUUUGUCAAUUGAUGCUGAGAUAUUUGAGCUCACCCAUUCUUUCCAUUUGGUUGAGGUGAAGAAGUCUAAUGGAGAUACUCUUGAAUAUCAGAAGGUACUAAACGAGGGUUUAAGACCUGGACUCCAAGAUAUAGUUUGGACAUGGCAGCCUGAGGUAGAACCAGUGGAGCAACGGGUACAGCCAGAGCAACCACGACAACCAGAGUCGCUACCUUCACCGCAUGAUCAGUUGCCCUGAGCCAUAUACCAGUUCUUCUCUCCGGGUAUUUAAUAUUUGUACACAUAUAUAUACAAUUGAUUUCCUUUUAGUUUGUGUGAUUGUACAAUAGGGAUUUACUUGGUUAAAUGAAAUUCUUCUUAUACUAGUAAAAAGUUUUGGUGUUUUUA
Messenger RNA from Erigeron canadensis, 2025 nucleotides. Its product is annotated as CBL-interacting protein kinase 2-like. Gene Ontology annotation, molecular function: ATP binding; protein kinase activity. The record is from RefSeq and is a predicted model, not a curated record. Gene Ontology annotation, biological process: protein phosphorylation; signal transduction. The transcript is spliced from 2 exons. NCBI's taxonomy places the organism in Eukaryota, Viridiplantae, Streptophyta, Magnoliopsida, Asterales, Asteraceae. Bases 503 to 1876 code for a protein of 457 amino acids.